Molecule: messenger RNA, 1989 nt
Organism: Rhododendron vialii
Lineage: Eukaryota; Viridiplantae; Streptophyta; Magnoliopsida; Ericales; Ericaceae
Exons: 6
Coding region: 1-1989 (662 amino acids)
Biological process (GO): DNA integration
Molecular function (GO): nucleic acid binding; RNA-DNA hybrid ribonuclease activity
Source: RefSeq, a predicted model, not a curated record
AUGUUUCGUUUAUUGAAGAAAGGAGUUCAAUUCAAGUGGAAUGAUAAGUGUCAGCAAGCUUUCGAAGCAGUUCGGAGUUACCUUCAGAAUCCGCCAGUCCUAAUGCCUCCAGUGCAAGAAAAACCUUUAAUCUUGUACCUUUCCGUGAUAUCAUCAGCAAUGGGUAGCAUGUUGGCUCAAGAAGGAGAGGAUAGGGUCGAAAAGGCUAUCUAUUACAUAAGCAAAAGAAUGACAAGAUGUGAAGAACGUUACAUGUCUUUAGAGAAAACAUGUUGGGCUCUCGUAUGGGCCACCAAAACGUUGAGGCACUACAUGCUAGCUCAUUCGGUAGUGUUGAUUUCUCGAAUGGACCCUCUUAAAUAUCUGUUCGAGAAGCCAGCGGUUAUCGGUGUCACACGGAAAUCUGUAAAAGGGAGAGUGGUAGUGGAGUUCCUGGCAGAUCAUCCUGUGGAAGGACCGGAAGAUGUGGAAUUUAGGUUUCCAGAUGAAAAUGUGAUGGCAACAACCAACGAUGUUUGGACAUUGCAUUUUGACAGGGCUGCCAAUCAAAGAGGAUUUGGGAUUGGAGUAUUGUUGAUUUCGCCUGAUGGAUCGCAUAUUCCGUUAGCCUUUAAGCUAAACUUUGAAGUUACUAACAAUAAGGCUGAGUAUGAGGCUUGUAUUGUGGGAAUGGAAGCCGCAUUGGAAAUCGGGGUGCAGAAGCUGGAAAAAGUUAGAGAAGACAAGCUUAAACUGUAUUACGAGAACCUUGAAAGUUUAAUUCCGCAAUUCCAAAUAGUAACCUUUACUCAUGUGCCGAGGUUAAAGAACCGGUUUGCCGAUGCUCUCGCCACUCUAGCAUCCAUGGUAGAAAUACCAAUUGGGGUUCAAAUGCGACCAAUUAUGAUUGAGCAAAGAAGUAAACCUGUGUAUGAAUAUAUUAUGGCAAUUGAUGAGCUAGAUGAUGGAUUGCCAUGGAUCAUGGAAGAAAUUCACGAAGGCGUUUGUGGUCCCCACAUGAACAGUUUAAUGCUCGCUAAAAAACUCCUGAGGCAAGGUUACUAUUGGUUAACCAUGGAAACUGAAUGCGCUCAAAUCACGCCAGCAGCAUCCAAUGGUCACAAGUUUAGUUUAUUUGCAGUUGACUAUUUUACGAAAUGGGUGGAAGCAGCCUCAUAUGCCACUUUGAAGGCAGUACAGGUGGCUCAUUUUAUUAAGCAAAACAUCAUUUAUCGAUACGGGGUUCCACAAGCCUUUGUGUCCGACAAUGGGGUUCAUUUCAAAGGACGAGCAGCCGAGGUUCUUGAGGAGUUUGGAGUCCAGGUCCAUAAGUCAACAGUAUACCGUCCUCAAACCAAUGGAGCGGUGGAAGCGGCAAAUACAACCAUUAAAACAAUUCUCGAGAGAACUACACAGUCUGCAAGGAAUUGGCAUGAACAGUUACCACUAGCUUUGUGGGGAUACCGGACGUCUGUCCGUACGCCAAUAGGGGCAACACCCUAUUCGUUGGUUUAUGGUAUGGAAGCCGUCCUCCCUAUCGAGCUAGAAAUACCAUCGCUAAGGAUCAUGGCAGAAACGGAAGUUAGUGAGGCAGAAUGGCUGAACAACAGAUUCGAAGAACUAAUGUUAUUUGACGAAAGGCGUCUCAAGGCACUAUACCACAUUCAGGGUUAUCAGCGAAGAAUUGCCCGGGCAUUCAACAAGAAAGUAAGGCCAAGAGAUUUGGAAGAAGGGACAAUGGUUUUAAAUGAGAUACGGGCUCCGCUCUUUGAUCCGCGUGCGAAAUUCCGACCAAAAUGGGCAAGGCCAUACAUCAUCAAGACGAUCUUGUCUGGAGGAGCAACACAACUCAUUGACCUCGAUGAUAUUACCCCUGAGAGAACACUACGCCAAAAAUUGCCUUUGCCGGCGGUUUUUUUACCGGCGGUAAUAAAACCGUCGGAAAAGAGUCCUAUUACCGGCGGUAAUGACAAGCCGCCGCAAAAGGUAAUUAUAAACGCCGUUUAUUAA